Cydia strobilella is the source of this 3156-nucleotide messenger RNA. RefSeq names its product probable fibrosin-1. Bases 431 to 856 code for a protein of 141 amino acids. NCBI's taxonomy places the organism in Eukaryota, Metazoa, Arthropoda, Insecta, Lepidoptera, Tortricidae. The record is from RefSeq and is a predicted model, not a curated record. The transcript has 3 exons.
GCAUUUCGCAUCGCGUUUGUUUACCGGCGGCGGCGGCGCGGCGCGGGCGCGGGCGGGCGCGCGGGUUGGCGAGCCGCCAGCUUCGCCGGAUCGCGGUCACACCAAUACAUUCAGAUUUCUCGGGAAAAAAUAACAGGCGGACGAUAAGCAGUGAUCUUAUCAGCAUCUUGAUGCUGAAUCACGGUCUGUCGUUUGGUGCCAUCGGAGAAAUUGUGGUUUAAGUUUAAAGCUGGUGGUGUGUUAGUCCUCUUGAACAGGCGUGGCGGUAUUGUGGCGCCGCGCCCCCGCGCCGCCGCUGCCAAGUGGGCCAGGACGAAGCGAGUCAGCGCGUGCGCAGCUGCCGCGCUCAAGCGCAGUGGAGGCCGGAGGCCUGGUGCAGGACUAAGGGCUCUUGGGGCUGUGAAGAAACGUCCUUUCAAUUGUACACAUUAUGGAGACGGUGUACCCGGCAGCGGCGUCGGCGCUGGCACGCGGUCGCCGGGCGCGUCGCGGCGGCGCGCGCGCCAGGCAUCGCACCAUGCCUGUAACCUUCGCGGAGAUCAAAGAAGUGGACGAGGAGAACGAAGAGGAAGCAAGCACAGCGCCGGCAUCACGCGGCUCGGGCUCCAGCGAGCGCGCCGCCGCUCGCUGGAGACCGAGCCGCGACGUGCUGGACGAGCGGCUCGGCCGGCAGUUCCUCGAGUUCCGGCGUCGGCGCAAGCGUGAUGCACUAUCCGAACCGCCGGAUGAGCCCGCCGCCGCCGCCGCCGCCGCCGCCGCCGCCGCCGCCGCCGCCGCCGCCGCCGCCGCCGCCGCCGCCGCCGAGCUCGCGCCGACGCCGCCUCGCGCCGGCUCCGCGCCCAUGGAGCCGCGCUGAUAGCUCGCACUAUUGAACUUUAAUAUUAAGCAGUUACGUUAUAUGGCCGAUAUUGAUGAGAAUCAAUUAGUUAGUGGCUGUCUGUCUGACACAGUAUUUUCAUACCCAGGUCCACCGAUGUCGAAUAAGUAGUUAUAAAUGACGUGGCCAUAUUGCCAAUUAUACUUCGGGUAGAGACCAACAGACACUAGCUGGUCACUGGUAGAGGAUUAUUCGGUUGCACUGCACCUAACCGUCUGUUGUAUGGGAAAUUUCAUAGUUCUCAGCUGAGUGACGUUGAUCAAUUCGUCAAUUGGGGUUGCAGGUUCUAAAAAAAAACAGGUACAAAUCACAAAGCUUAAAAAAGUAGUACCUACAUGACAUAAAUCAGUGGGCGAUGUUGUUCCAGAUAAUCGUGUAAUUCCGUUUUAUACUUACAUAUUCGGCGAGAAAACUUCAGUAGUAGAAAUAAGUAAUAAGUUCCUGAAGAAGUUUGGCUUUGUUUUGUUUUAUAAUUACAUAUAAAAUAGGUAGGCGUGUAACGUAGUAGGUAUUAACGAAUUUAUAUUGUACCUACAUAUAGACCGCGGGCCGGAGCAUAAUUAUAUCGUCAGUCAUCGCCUCCCGGUUGAUACUUUGUUAGAUGAUAGUUUAGAUGCUAUCAUAAAUUAAAAAAAUAGUCGGCCAGUUAUAUCGCGGUAAAAAGAACGUCAGUUGAUCACAUAUCACAUGCACAUGUAAAAAAAUUGUUUUCAGUCAUCGCCUCCCGAUUUAUACUGUGUCAACUUGUCAAGUUUAGAUUUAGAUGCUAAAUUAUAAAUAAAUAAAGAAAACUGUCAGCCGGCUGUAUAGCGGUGGAAAGACAAAGAUGAACAAUGUAAAAAAUACGCGCCUUACCAUUUAUGUCCGCAAAGUAUGCGUAUUCCGUAAGGCGUUUAUUGAAACGUCUGAUGGAAUGCUACAUGCAAAGCUUCGUGCUUUUAUUAUCACUAUCAUAAAAAGGUAAAGCGCUUUUUUUUACAUAUUUAUGCGACCAGCUGACGGUCUUCCCACCGCGAUACAAGCGGCUGACGAUUUUAAAAUAAUGAACUUCUCAUCAAACCCCGUUUCUGUUGAGCUGAGUUUUUUAUUUUCUACGCGACUACAUAAUGUAAUAUAUAAUGUGUGGGAAUGAAACAAUGUAUUAUCACGAAUAAUGUAUUUAUUGUACAAUAAAAUAAUUUAAACAACUUUCACGCAGCGCGCAGUCAACUGUACAUACACACCUACCAACAAUCUUACAUUAGUAUAAAUAUAAAUAACUUAACGUUAGGUAUGGCAGUAUCUUACAGGUCAGGAGGUUUCGUGUUUGAGCGGCGAGACCCCGCCGCGUGCCGGACCACGCUGGUAACAAAGUUUUAUUUUGGCCACUGCGAUCGAGCGGAAAAAUAUACCCAUUUUUUUCUGUGAGAUUAACACAACCCACCACUCGAAGUUAGUCAUAUUGUAAGGUAAACUGGGUGCCUAGCCAAGAUGCCAAUCGUUUAUGCCCCGUAGCGAACGAAACGAAAAUAUGGAAGCGUUAUAGAUAGAGAUUACCGUUUCGUUCGCUACGGCGUAAACUAUUGGCAUCUUGGCUAGGCACCCUGUUACUAUAUUUUUUCCUGUGAAGAUCGCGAGACGAUCGUGAGAUAGACUGAAGACUGGUGUGUCACGUGAAAUGGUCAGUUGUGCUAGCCCCGUGCCGUGGGUAUAUUAAGGUACUUUAGUGUUUAUUUGCUCAGGGGGUUCAGGUUCAUGUUUUAUCUCUCCGACUAAAACUUAAAAUCUAAAGACAUAUUAAUGCUUUAGGGCAGACACGCAGCAUACAAGUCACUCGGUCGUGUCCCUAUAUGUAUAUAACAUUCACUGUACUACAAGGUUUAUCACAUCUACAUGAUGAAAUCUGGAGGAACGAGUUAUAUCAUAUCCUCAUAUCAUAUGAGGAUAUCAUAAGGCAAUAAAUAAAGUGAUAGUACUUCGAAAGACUAGACUCGCAUCAGUAGCGAUGGCGUAGCUCUACCUCAGGUCAUGGUUUCGGUGAUUAAAACUGUUACGUAGCACAAACAAUUUCGUACAUGGCGGGUCACCAUUUGCUAUCUCUAUCGCACGCGCAUAAUUAAUUAUUGUUGCUGUCCCGCUCGCACAGUGGCAUUGACUGCUGAUGGUGACAGGUGGGACACCAAUAUACCUAAUGACGCGCGUGCGAUAGAGAUAGGAGAAAGGCGAGUCAAUGUACGGAAUUCCUCGUGGAUAGUGUAUUUUCUUUACUUUAGCAUAAUAUAUAACAUUUUCUGUGCAAA